CAAUUGUUUUGUUUUGCAGCCUGACAAUCUUGGUAUCCCAACAUCCUUUACUUCGGCAACGGGAUUGUUCAAUGAUUCGAAGACUCAAUUUGGUUUCGUCAUUCGCGAGAGGCGAGAGCUUUUGGAUCGCAUAAUUGAUUCUUCUUGUUGAAAUUGAGCCACUAUUUCGAUUCCAUUAAGUCUCCUCGUGCACAGUCUAGUUCUUUCAUGUUUUACUUCAUGAUCUGUUGGUCCCUCGGACGAUGGCAAAUCUAUUUUGUCGAUUGAAUGCUGCUUCCGCUCGAGAGGAGUCAAGAAGCACUGGCAGGGUAAGUGCGUCAUACAUGUAACCGCAAUAAUGUAAAUAUAUGUUUAUAUUUUCACAAGUUGUAGACUUGAAAACACUUGUUCUUUGUUUGUAAGGAAUCGCUGGCUAUCGGCUUCCUUUUUCUUUCUUAGUUCUGUGUAGCCAAAGUAAACGGAACUACGCGUAGGAUUCAUUAACAAAUAUUGAAAUCCGGCAAAUUAAGUUCGGGCGAAGCGGGUUAUGUCGUUACUCGGUAGGAGAAAUUCUAAAUGUAGUCUACAAAUACCACAAGGUACGAAGCUUUAUUUCAGAUCGUAGUUCCUCUAUAAGGAAGCCAAUCCACUCGCCUCACCCAAUGUGCUCAGCACGCGUGCGAAGGUGGAUUUUAAUCUCGAGUUUGUGAGCAGUUAAUUUCUUCCAUAGUUAUUUGAUCAUAGCUAACAGCAGGAACUAUGGUUUGAUCAACCCGUGAUUGAAAGAUCUUUGGAGAGAAUUGGCUUGAGGAGUGCUUACGAAAUCGCAUCGCUUCGAGAGUAACCUCAGGCGAUGCGAAAAGUAUUCCAUUGUUGUAAGACUUAGUAUUUUAUAUUGUCAUACUUUAUUAUUCAUGCAUAGUUUCCUGGCAUACUUAAAAGAACAUUUCUGCUUGGGCUAGUUGCACAACGGCACUCAAGCCAGGCAAAGUUAUAGUAAUCUUGCACGCUCCCCCAGGUCCUGAACGAACGAAGUCAAGAUGAAAUUAUUUUGAAGGGAUGCCUGAAAAAUUUCCUUGCGUGACAAGUACAUUCUUAGCGUGACGGGAUAAGAGAUGAUGUUCGGAAAACUAAACGGGAGUUAAACAAUGUUAUUUUACGUUUGCUUUUUCUUAAUCAUAAUUCUUAGUAUUUUCCCUUUUUCUGAAUGAACACUCAUUUGUGUGAUAAUCGUAAAAGGGAUAAAUUCAUUUGACAUACAUAGCUAGCAGGCAUUUUUCUCACCUCAAUACCCUCAAGAUCCACAAAUAAAUAUUCUCUUUAAUGGUGUAUGAAGCAAUUUUCAACUCAAUGCAGAAAAGUAAAACGGAAUAAGAGGGUCUCAAUGGGGUUAACCGUUAGCCGUAAAACGGCCAAAAAUUUAGCCGUUAGGCGUAAAAAUUGAUAAAUUUUAAUAGUUAGUUGUAAAAAGUUAAUCGUUAAAAAAAUUCUUGUAACCACAAAGAAAAGAUAUUAACUGUUAGCCGUUAAUUGGCCAGAAUUUAUUCAUUAGCCGUGAAUGCCAUCACCCCCACUGAAACAUUACAGUGUAUGCUGAAUUACAUUUCGAGGAACAUGUCCAAUAGCAAAUUACAAGUUACUCUCCUCGCGGACGAAUGGAAGUCUUCCAAAGGUGGCCUGUCGACCAUAAAUCGAGAAUUGGCGAUACAGUUGGCUAAACAUCCCAAUGUGUCCGUAACUUUCUUUGUCGCGAAAUGCACUGAAGACGACAAAAAUGCAAGUAGUGGUUGUAACGUGCGUAUCGUUAAAGCACGGGAGCGGCAUGCAUUCGAUCCACUUGAUUGGUUAAGUUUUCCACCAGAUGAUCUCUCCAUAGACAUAAUCAUUGGCCAUGGUGUAAAACUUGGUAAACAAGCUCAAAUAAUAAGGGAAAGCCAUCGGUGUAAGUGGGUUCAAGUUGUACAUACUGCCCCUGAGGAACUUUCCAUGUUGAAAACGUACUCAGAUUGUGACAAUGCCAUAUCUAAGGGCGACAAAAAACAGUGGAAUGAAAUCAAACUGUGCCAGAUUGCCGACCUAGUGGUGUCUGUUGGACCAAGGCUUUGGGAGUUUUACUCGCGUUACCUUAGCUCCUCCGGAAAACAUGUAUUCAAUCUUACGCCAGGUAUCUUUUCUGAAUUAUCCUCGUUAAAGCUUUCCACAGUCAAAGGUAAGAGGUUCAAUGUUCUGUUGUUUGGACGAGGCGACUCAGAAGAUUUUAAACUCAAGGGUUUCGAUAUAGCGGCCAAAGCAGUCGCUCAACUGAAUGACACAAGUUAUAAGCUCGUCUUUGUGGGUGCACCAAGUGGAAACGAGGAACAAGUGGCAGAGCAACUGCUUGAGUACGGCUUGAGCAAAAAGCAGCUGAUUGUGAAGUCAUUUCUUGAAAAUAGGGGAGAUCUUGCAACCCUGCUAUCUACAGCAGAUCUUGCUGUCAUACCCUCAAGAUCGGAAGGAUUUGGUUUAACCGCUUUGGAAGCGUUAUCUGCUGGUCUGCCUUUUCUUGUCACCCAAGCUAGUGGAUUUGGAGAGGCUCUGCAAGAUGCUCUUCCUCAGAGUACCCCUUGGGUUGUGGAUUCUGAGGAACCAGAGAAGUGGGCAGAAGCUAUUAAAAGUGUCCGAGAAAAGGGUCGCGAAGCAGCAAUUGCAGAAUGUCAAACUCUACGGGAAAGCUAUGGCAAGAAGUACAUCUGGGAGAGUCAAUGCAGGGAUCUUGUGGAAAAGAUGGUCAGCCUCGCUAAUGGUAAGCACUUUUCAGUAUAUCUUUUGUGAAUCGUUCUUGUCACGGUCAUAGUGAUUUUAGGUCUGGCUGCAAAACUAAGCCAACUUACCUGUGUCCCAUUUUGUUUCAAAAGGUUUUCGUUCUGCUGCGUGAAAACUCAUCUACACUUUCCCUUACUACACCGUCCUGAUGAUUCAUUUCUAUUAUCACUGCUAGUUUUUUUUUACAUUUUUGUGUUCUUUUCUGCUUAGCUACUUGAGUGAACUGACCAUGGUAAAUGUUUUUCUCUAUAUUACUUUUUUAACGUGAUAACAUCAAAGUAGUAAGUUAAUUUCAUAUCAAAGGUCAGUGGUGAAUUUUAAGCGUAGUAAUAUAGAAAUAUAGAGAGAUGGUUUUUUUUAAACAUGUAAAGAGCGUGGCACAAAGAAUAAUUCUGAGUUGCCAUGAGGAAUCGACCUCAUACCAAGGAAUUUGGCGCUCUGAAUCUCUUACACUGAGCCACUGAUACUCUAGGGUGAGCUAAGUUAUUACAACGUAAUAUCUAAGGAGUGUUCAGCAUAGUGCUGUUAUCGACCUGGUGGCUCAGUCUCAAUGACUCGGAGGUAGAGCGUCGAAACGCGAAAUCCGAUGAUCUGUCAUACAAUUCCUCAUGAGAACUCUGCUUUCUCCGUUUAUCCCACGCUUGUGAAGAGACGAAAACUGAACAUCUUUCUCAUUUGAACUACAUUACAUAACAUUUGCAGCUUCAGGAAGCAAGAUGGAGUCGUCAGUUACUGCUGCUACCUCACAAAGUUUGAAUGAGGCCUCUACUGUGUACCGUUCAGAUGAACAAAGUACCAAAACGCACCUUGAAGUGAAAAAUGCACAACUGGAAGAUGAGUCUGGACUGUCAUCAAAUGCAAGAGGUCCUUUACCUGAAGACCAGUGUUUGACUGAACAAAGGCUCGAGGACAAACGUGAGGAGAGACGAGAAGGUUUCACUGCUCAUGAUUUUGAAACGACCAGUGGAAGAAAGUCAUCAUAUUUUUGUAGUCAAGGAAUCAGGCCUGAAAAAAAUCUUUCCCCAAGUCUUGAAAGACCCAAAGGUUAGAGAAUUACAUUUAUAUCAGCAAUUCACUCUAAAUUAUUACUAACAUAAAGCAUUACUACUCUGGUCUUAGCAUUUUAUUCCGUUUUGAAUGAACAAUAUUGGAAAGGAGGCUUUACAUUUCCUCAGAUAAUUAGAUCCGAUGGUCUGUUCAAUUUCAUAUGAGGACUCUGAGAUCUUUAUUUGUCUCACGUUUGUGAGAAAACGAAAACUGAACAUCUUUCUCAUUUGAACUACAUUAUGUAACAUUUGUAGCUUCAGGAAGCAAGAUGGAAUCGUCAGUUACUGCUGCUACCUCACAGAGUUUGAAUGAGGCCUCUACUGUGUACCGUUCAGAUGAACAAAGUACCAAAACGCACCCUGAAGUGAAAAAUGCACAACUGGAAGACGAGUCUAGACUGUCAUCGAGUACAAGAGGUCCUUUACCUGAAGACCAGCGUUUGACUGAACAAAGGCUCGAGGACAAACGUGAGGAGAGACGAGAAGGUUUCACCGCUCAUGAUUUUGAAACGACCAGUGGAAGAAAGUCAUCAUAUUUUUGUAGUCAAGGAAUCAGGCCUGAAAAAAAUCUUUCCCCAAGUCUUGAAAGACCCAAAGGUUAGAGAAUUACAUUCGUAUCGGUAAAUAACUCUAAAUUUGUUACUAACAUAAAGCAUUACUACUCUGGUCUUAGCAUUUUAUUCCGUUUUGAAUGAACAAUAUUGGAAAGGAGGCUUUACAUUUCCUCAGAUAAUUAGAUCCGAUGGUCUCUUGUUCAAUUCCACAUGAGGACUCGGAUAUUUUUAUUUGUCCCACGUUUGUGAGAAGACGAAAACUGAACACCUUUCUCAUUUGAAAUACAUUAUAUAACAUUUGUAGCUUCAGGAAGCAAGAUGAAAUCGUCAUUUACUGCUGCUCCCUCACAGAGUUUGAAUGAGGCCUCUGUUGUGAUAUCAGAGAUAGAUGAAAAACAAUCAGUCGCUUCAUCAAAAUCUGAACUGUGCCAGAAACUCCAAGAAAAUAGACCAGAACACUUUGUGGGUGUCGACGAAGGUAAUUUUUCUGAACCGAAGUAUUGAAUCCAAUGACUUAGCGCAUUCAGCUGUUUCGAGAAAGAUUGUCGGAAAAAAGCAUAAAAGUAGGUGCAACAACUCCGAAAUGUAUCUUGGGUAGUUUUCAGGUUACGGUUCCUUUUCAGGGGAAACUGAGGAAGCGUCACAUUUCUUUCCUGUAUGGUUAAUAAAUACAAUUUACGAUAACUUUUUCACGACUAAUGGCCCAAAUAUGUCAAUUUGUUUUGUUGUUUUACGGCUAACGAUUGACCCCAUUGGAUCCUUCCUGUAAAGACGAGGCAAAGCGGGUUUGAUUAAUGUAGUAAUAUAUUUCACUUAUUAAAAUUCAUUGAUUACCAGAUACUCAGAUAAUCUUUCGAUAUCGUGCACUUUUGUUCUUUUUCCGACAAUCUUUCUCGAAACAACUUCAUUGCCACGAGCAGCGUUUUUUGCUCUUGAGACGACUCCUAAUGCUUUCGGUAUUUUAAAACACACCAAUUCUAUGAUGGUUCCUAGCCUCCACACUUUUUUAUUGUGUUCCUUUAAAUUGAUAUGAGAGAAAUGCUCAAAUAGUUCUUAAUAAGUAUGUUAAUUUUCCUUAAUUUUAGGGUUAUCAUAGCAACGAUGCAGAAAAAAAAUUUUUCCUCAAAGGUUCAAAAAGCUGUGCGUACAGUUCAGAUCAGAUUCUCCAUUUUUUGAAAACUAUUGAGCCAUUUGUAAAGAAAUUCGAAAUAAGUUAUACACAUAUACACUCCACUUUUGUCAUUCAUGGAAAGAGCGGGCGUAAAUUCUAAACACAUUCCGUCACGGUAAGUGCUACUUGCUGUGUUUGAUUGUUAAGGUUUCAGAUCAUUUGUCAUCAUUCUAAGAAAUAUACCGUUCCAUGUUUCAGCAGGGGGAAAUGUUAUCAAUGUUAUCGGCGGUGAUGACAAUUCCAAGGAGGAUGGCGAAGAGGAUCAAGACUUUAUUUCACGCUGGGCGAUGGGGAAUGUUUCCUCACAGUUCAGCGAAGGGAUUUCGCAGUCAAUAAACCGAGUCCAUCUUUUCAACUGUGAUAACACAUACAAGUUGGAGCCUGUCGAGAACUUGCUGAAUAAAAUCGCAGAAAUCGAUGGCCACCAUAUGUGUGUGGUGAAGCACUCAUUUAAACUUGCCAAAAUGUCUGAAGUAGUUGACCUAAUUUCAACUCUGGCGAUGGAUAUGGCUGUUUUUGUUGUCCAUGCACAAGAAUCGUGGCCGUCAAUCAACGAGGACAACCGUGGAAUCGGUUACACCAGGAUAUACAGAGCUCUACUACAAGCAACGGGUAAGAAAAAAAGCACUUUCACUCCGUAGAUUUCCCCCUAAAAUUUUCUGGAGUUUAUGUGAUUAUAAGUACUGUAUUUUUUCGCUGUUUUCCUAAAGAAAGAGAGCAGCGAAAUUUAAUGCAAAAUUUUGUACAUUAUCUACCAACUAAGCUCCAUCAGGCAAUAGACUGAAAGUGGAAAUAAUUGUCGCUCGUCUUACGGAUGCUUACUCGAAUCUUAUAUACCAGCGUUUGACGUAAAUUUUUAGGGAGAAGCUCAACCCUGAUAAAACCCCUUGUCUGCGCUGAAGGAAACGGUGACACAGCUUCCGAACAUACGUUCCAAUAUCACAAUUAAUAUUGGGACUACUGAUUAUAAUCGUGAAAUUUCUUAGUUUAAUUUCGAGACACCUGGCUUCUCGUUCAAGUUGAUCAUUGGUCAGCUAACGCCAUCUAUCGACUACCAAUCAAGGUAUAUCACCGGCGGAAGAACAGUCAUGGUCAGUAAUUAAUGUGCACCCAGAAUCCUCGCUGAAAAAAAAAAAAAAAAAAAAAAAACCUACAAGGCUAGAAUGUUUAUUCGGCUUCGAGGUUCUAUUGACUUUUGUCGGCGGCAAUGUAAUAAAAAGAUGUUAAACAUAACGUUCUGUUUAAUAUGUUUUUACGAGUGGGAUGUUGCCAGGUCACGACCAAAAUUUAGUGGUUGACGAUAUUUGUAAAGAUAUUUGAAAUAAUACAUAUAUGUUAUUUGCCGGCUGGGAGGUCCGUAUGGUGAAAAACGGUGAGUGAGGUCUUGAAAAUACUGCCCGAGGCCGUAGGCCGAGGGCAGCAUUUUCAAGACCGAGGUCACAGUUUUUUACUAUACGAACCGCCCCUUAGCCGGUAAAUAACAUUUUUAUUUUUUUUAAACUUGACAAAAUUCUUUCCGAAAGACUCGAAUGAUUUAGGGCUGCAAAUACGGCAAGAUCCUCCAUAAAUAGAACAAUUUUUGAGCGAGUAAAUGGUAAUUAAAAUAGAGAUGAUGCAAAUUAAAGAGAGAUGCCUCACCGAAACAUUUUCAUUUGCGUAACGAUAGAGGUGAUUUAAAAGGCUUCUUAACAAACUUUGAAACAUUAUUUUUACAAGUAUCUGUCACAAUCCGACACCUGUCAAUUAGAGAGCACGCAAGAGAAAAAAAAGCGCAAGAAGAUUUGAAAAAUAACGGAACUAGUUUGGCAAGGACUGUCACGACAAUGUUUUCUUCAAAAACAGUCAAUGAUCUAACGGAAAGUAUUAUUGACUCUCAUCGACGAUUCAUUCAUGUACGAAGAUUUACCUCUGUUCAUUAAGUAAACGGCGAGGAAAGUAAUUGUGAGUAAAUUCAAUUUUUUUAUUUUGAAGUUGUGAGAGUUUGCUCGUUUGUUUGCUGCAAUGGCGUGUGUAAAUCUGGUCUUUCCUCCACAAAAACUAAAAUUGAACGGCACACUCCAACGAGACACAAGGAUUUAUUAGGGCCUUUUCUCAAUAAAUUCCUUCAGUAUUGUUGUGCAAUUUACGGUACAAGUCCGAAUUGAACGGACUUGGAAAGACUCACCGAGAGCGUAUAUUUGUCGUAGAACUGAAUUUAAAACUUCGCUCGCUCUUUCACUACGAACAAAUCGUUUGAGAAAAUUCAGAUAUUAAAUGAAUGAAAGUACCAUCGAUCACGUUUAACUGUAACCAAAUAUCUCACAUUUAACUUUCUAGGUACUUUUUGUGAACGAUUAAAAUUAAUUGCAUACGGUUUUUAGGCCGCUUGUCAACCAACGUUGUGACACCAUUGCUUAAACAAAUUAAAUCUGAUACCAAUAUUUUUCUGUCAACCAAAGUGAUUUGAGAGAGAGAAAAGAGAGGAUUCAUUAGUUAUUUGUCGGCUUGAGGUAUUGACCGACGUGUUUGCUUAAAAAUACUGCUCAGCCGGAAAAACGAGAUAUAUAUAUGAAAAAUGGUAACGAAAGUUGGGAUGUACUCGGCGAUUCACGAAAGCGUCACCGUGGCCCGUGGGCAGAGAUAGGAAAUACUGACCGCGUAAAGAACCAAUCAGAUUGCGGGAUUCGUUUCCGUCCCUCUAAAAAAAAUUAAAGUAGAUAAUCGACUUUUAACUGACGGCCGCCUAUUGUUAUUCAUGGGAGCGUGCACAAAUUCCGUCACGGCGGCAAGUGUAACUGGUUUUGCAUGGCAAAUAAACCGUUUCAUGUUUUUACAGGCGGAAAUGUUAUCAUCGUUAUCCGAUAAGACAAGACAAGAGGAAGUGUUUCCAUGAAUCUUGCGACAAUUUCAACCGUUCAUAGAGGUUUAAAAAAUGCGCGUGGCUUUAUCGUUAGGUAAAAGGGAAAAGAAAAGUCACACUUGACUGUGUUAUUAUGUGUUGGCCGGAAUAUAUGGUUUAAUGUUGACCUUUAGAUUCAUGCAAUGCGUCAUUCAUACCACAAAGAUAUAAGAUUCCUUGACUCAUUGCUUGUCAAUGAAUUUUGAAAGUUAUAGGUAUUUGCACUGGAAGGUAUUGAAAAACUUUUAGAGUGCAGGAAUACUGUAAUUUAUUUGCCACUCAUUCAGGUUGGGUGCAAGUAAACUAUAUCAACUACAUGCAAUUGUAAGUGAAACCGUCAGGGACUGUCAGGAUUAAAUGAGUAAAAGUGAAAGCAAAUUUAUAUUUAAAAGCCAUUUUGCUUCAAUGAGUAACGGCUAAGGGAACAUUGAUUUAAUUACUCACAAUGAUGAAUGCUAAACAUAUCAGAGGCGCUUCUCCUCGGAUACUGGUUUUGAGCGGUCAAGGGAUAUUUCUAUGGAAAUUUGUACGUGAUGAUUUAACACUUUACCAUUGAAACCGAAUUGAAAAGGUGAGCAUUGGUCAGCUGUCAGCAGUUAUCUAUACCACUGAAAUGGGUUCAAAACGCCUUUUCAAAGCACAUUAAUUUAAUUUGAAUAAUCAUUCGAAUUACGUUUGGAAAUCUUUUUGGUGAGAAGAAACGGACCUCCAAUUACCAUACAUGAACCAAGAAUUAUGAUGUUAUUUCGGUGACAUGCUAAAUUUUAUUUGCUCUUUCAUAUCACGUCAGAAACGUGAUAUUUUUCUUUAUUUGGCUUAAGGUAAAAUAUUGACUGGACCAUUAAACCACUAGACUAAUUUUGGACUAUUUUUGGACCUUUUUUGGACCAAUUUAUCGAGGGAAGGUAGACCAUUAGUACUUAGGGAGGGGUAGAAGGCAGACUGUUGUUACUUAGGGAGGGGUGGAAGACGAACUUAGGGAGGGGUGGGGGUGGUUGUAUUAGUAAAUGUUACUGAUUGAUGGUGUUUUCAAUAGAUCAUUCCAAUUAUUUUGAGCGGUUUUUCGACUGACUAUUUUCAUGUCAAAAUUUUGCGCUGGUUCGAAGCCUUUAUUUAUUUUUUGUCAAGCGAAUGCAAAAUUGGCACCUAGUUUCAAGUUUUCAAGUUUUAUUAGUUCACACUGUUUACAGAAAAAAUAAGUUAACAUAACAUUUACAAUGAUAUAUAUAUAUAUAUAUAUAUAUAUAUAUAUAUAUAUAUAUAUAUAUGUCUAGACACUGCACUAAAAUUGUUAUUGAAAACAUCGCCAAUUCCCGUUCCGAUCCACCACUGUUAGGUCACGGGUGUGCCUUUUUAAGUCGAUUUGUGCCAGCUCUUAAUGAUACUCACUGGUUAGCAUGAAUCAUCCGACAGAUGCUUCACGUUUUCCUUUGUGAACACAGCAUAUCAUUAUUAAAUUUAUCCACCUUCCUUUUGUCAUUGAUCUUAUCAUACGGCUAAGAUCACGGAAUUUCCGGUCUUUAACACAGUAUUCACAAGCGCAUCGUAAUUUUAACGUUUACACCUUAGCUAUAAAAAAAUCGUCGGUAGUUUCGUACAAAGCAAUCUUCUCUCUUUUCAUAUACAUAGUUUUCCCCUAUAAGAUACACUCAAAUCACGCUUGAUGAUGAGUGUCAUGUCAUGCAUUUUACUUUAUAAGUGACUUUUAAACAGCACAGCUUCAGCGCUGGAUCAUUUUUUAAAUAACAUGUUUGCAUUUUAUGAGGGUCCCCAAAAGAAUUCUUCAAUCCCGCGAUCCCGACUAAAAUUUUCUCUCAAUCCCGUGAUCCCGACGGUUUAUACCGGCCAAUCCCGAUCCCGAUCUAACAAUUCUGUCUUAGUCCAUUUCCUAAACUUAGGAGGGCCUUUUUGGUGGGGGAUUAUUUUCUCAACCAGCAUUGAUCCGUAGAAGUCUAUGGUCAGUAAGUUUAUCUCUCUUCAUCAAAAUGAUGAUAUCUUUCAUUUUUGAAGUUUUCAAAGUUUUACUCGAAUAAAGUACGCUAGUCACGGUAAUGACUUCCUUUCAGACAUGUCAGUAUCAAAGAAGCGAAUAACAAUUUCAACAAGUGCACGAAACACAAACGUUUACGGCAAUCCCAUGGUUCCAUAACAACGGAGAUUAAGAAAAAUCAACUCAACACAAUUCUGCUGUUGAGGCGAAUACUUCUUUCGAGUAAAAAUCAGCCUCUCGUUCCAAAGAUGGAAAGUCGUCAUCAUCACUCGGGGAAUCAUACUCUAAUAUUCCAUCUUCCUGUUCAUCUCGUUUUCCGCUAUUUUCUUGCUGCUCCUCGAAGUCAGAGCGUUCGAGGCUGACCGGUUCGACUGGCUGAAUUUCUCUCUAAUAGACGUACGACGAGGAAGUUCCAGCUCUCGCCAUCGUUGUUUUCUGUCUGACGGUAUAAUUCUGAGACUUGCUGGAGGUUUAAUUUUUAUUCCCGCGCAAUAACUGAAGAGUGUCGCUGAGCAUCCCGACCGCCUCUUGACUGCUAGAGAGUCUGUGCACCUGGUGCUUUUCAUGGACUGACAAAGCAAUUUCUUCAUAAAUUCUCGUCAACGGACAUCUCGGUUCUUGGUUCGUUUAAGUGAUUAUUUCCCGAAUCCCGCUCCUCAAAAUUGCCGAUUCCCGUGUCCCCUUCAAUAUUGGAAUCCUGCAUCUCGCUCCCUUCUUACUUUAAAUUCCCGGUUCCCGGCUUUAAAUAAGUCCAAUCCCGGAUCACGAAAAACCUAUUGGAGACUCUCUUUUAUAGCGAAAUGGCACAAUUGUUCUUUCACAUAGGCGAUGCAUUGAUUCAUUAAGUCCACACAAGUGCAAAUUACAGAAUUACCUUUUUGGAUUUGCAAUUCGCAAAUUAUGAAUUGAUGAUUUAUUGAUAAUUAAUGAUAAUUACGAAAAUGACAUUUUUUCAUUCCGUUUUGUUUCGCAAAUUACAGCGAACCUUUAUGACAAAACGACUUCUAUAUUUCACAAUGACUCAAGAGAGCAUGAAAUCUCUCUUCAAUUUCUGAAACAGUCAAAGUUGAUAAUUGUCUACAAAUUGCAAGCCAGAUCAAAAUGUUAUGCAAAAAAAGUAAAAAAAUAGUCAGUCGAAAAACCGCUCAAAAUAAUUUGAAUGAUCCAUUAAAAACUAUUAAUCAGUAACAACUUACUAAUACAACCACCUUCCACCCCUCUCUGCGUACUAAUAGUUCGUCUUCCACCCCUCCCUCAGUAGCAAGUCUGCCUCCCACGCCUCCCUGAGUGCCGGUAAACUGCGUCCCACCCCUCCCUAAGUAGUAAUGGUCUGCCUCUUCCCCUGAUUAAUUAGUCCAAUAUCCGUCCAUAUUUUACCCUAUGCCACCUUAUUUCCACGAGCCCAAAUAAAAUGUACAGAAAUAAUAAAUGAGAUUCCAAAGACGUCUUAAGGGCCUUUGCAUAAACACUUCGUUACUCAAACAGCAUAAAUCAUGUCCCUCUCGUGCAAUACGGAUUAAACAUGUAUCAAUCAAUUUAAUAUUAAUGUCAAUGCUUGGGAUCAGGUUGCCCCGUGUAUCCGAGCCAGAGGCUCGUGUAUACGACGUGGGACAGUAAGCAACAUACAAUUAAAAAACAAAAAACAAAAACAAAAAAAUUAAAAAUUAAACCUACAAAAAGAAAUGCUUUAAUUAAAACUAUCGGCAGGGCGAUAACACCAGGUGCUCAAUCAAAGGGGCGCAUUGUUCCACAUUUUACAUCUGGCAUUAGAUUAAGUCUGGGAACAAACAACAUCGAGCGGUUCACGAACAAGCUCUCCUGCAUCACUUUGACCCAAACAAGAAAGGACAGAAGUUUGAAUAUCGGCCAUCUACUCCAAACAAACAAUCAAACUCAGAACCUCAAUUGCAGGAAACAUCUACAGAAUUAGAAAAUCCAUUCACAUUUACAAAACACCGUCAUACCCCUGACAUUGGAGUCAGACUUAUUAGGAAUAGUGACAGCACACUUGAGUGUCAUGAUUAUCAAGAUUUUAAAAGGUUUUUCCUGGAUGACGAUGUAGAGCAUGCUAAAGAUGAGUUUCUCGUAUUGAAAACUCGUAUCCGCCACGGAAAGGUGUCUUGUGUAACUUCUUGGGAAUGUUCAGUCAAAAUCUGCCGAUUUCUCUCGCUUUCAUCGUCAAAUUGAAAAUGGAGUAUGCACAUUCUACGCAGGCAGCAACUUCCUGUCGACAUGUUGAUUGCGCCUAGUCAAUCAAGGAUAUUCUUCCAUAUGUAAAAUCUGGUUACCAGAAGUGUGUAAUAACGCUACACUUAUUUACAUUUUCAUCUGCUCGAUCCACAGGAGGAGGUGUUCUCACCGUCAUCGGGGGAGAUGAUAACUACAAAGACGACAAGGAAGAGAAUCGAGAGGUUAUUUCAAGUUGGGCGAAGAGGAAAGUCUCUUCACAGUUCGGCAGUGAGUAUCUUGAUGGCAGGAAGAGCUUUAUCUUCUCCUGGAACAAACAACAUCGAGCGGUUCACGAACAAGCUUUACUGCAUCACUUUGAUACAAACAAGAAAGGACAAAAGUUUGAAUAUCGGCCGCCUACUCCCAACCAACAAUCAAACUCACAACCUCAAUUGCAGGACACAUCUACAGAAUUAGAAAAUCCAUACACAUCCAAGAGUUGCUCACAUAACGGUAAAGACACCUCUUUACUGUCAGCUGACAACGAAGAAAAUCCGACUGAUUCACACCUUAGUGGCGUCAGUAGUGCCGCGGGCGGCAGCAGAGACUCGGCGGGGAUGGAACCUUCUUGCAGUAAUCAGGGAGACAGUACUUACACACCAAACACACAUGUGAUCCGCCCAAGAAGUUCUGAAGAACCGGAUAUUGACGCUGACUCGUCUUCUAACGUUACCGAAGAUCAAUUACAAACUCAAUAUUUAGAAGUAAAAAGCUGUCAUGGGGAGAGUUCCCAAAAUACCCCGCAGCCUGUUCUGGCGACACAACUCCCUGGAAACCCUCCUCCCGUUGUUGUGCUAAGAAGUAUCGCUCGUUUUGGAAAGGUAUCUAAUCAAUUAGGUGACCUUCAAGUUUGGGACCCUGAAUUUAUAAUUCCAGAGGAAAUUCAAGAAAGGUUGCUUACUAAACACCGUCAUACCCCUGAGAUUGGAGUAAGAAUUAUUAGGUAUAGUGAUGGCACACUUGAGUGUAAUAUUGAUCAAAAUUUUAAAAAGUUUUUCCUGAAUGAGGAUAUAAAGCUUGCUAAAGAAGAGUCUCUCGUAAUGAAAACUCGUAUCCACCACGGAAAGGUGUCUUUUAACGACGUUGAUGUACAGUUUAAGUCUGGAAAUAUUCCCAUUCCUCAAGACAUUAUCUAUGGUUUCACAGAAAAAGUUAGUGCUGACCUGUACAUCAUUUUAGGAGCUGAAAGGAAAUUUCGACUCAUAGUAAAAAGUGAAAGUGCUUCUAAUAGAGUAGAAGAAUUUUUGAAUAGAGCGCUUCAUUUUUUUUUCUCUCGUUGAAAAUGUAUUUUCUGUUUGUAAGUCAGAGCGAGUAGGAGUUUCUGUGGCACGAAAUACUUUUUGCGUACUCAUAUACCUUAUCAUGUGAACAAUCCAUAGAG
Pocillopora meandrina is the source of this 14030-nucleotide messenger RNA. NCBI's taxonomy places the organism in Eukaryota, Metazoa, Cnidaria, Anthozoa, Scleractinia, Pocilloporidae. The record is from the annotation of a GenBank genome assembly.